This is a messenger RNA of Xyrichtys novacula (pearly razorfish), 13303 nucleotides long. Lineage: Eukaryota; Metazoa; Chordata; Actinopteri; Labriformes; Labridae. The record is from the annotation of a GenBank genome assembly.
AUGAAUCCGGUAUACAUUGCGAUUGAAAUAGUAAUUGCUGUUCUCUCCAUAUCCGGCAACGUACUGGUCUGCUGGGCUGUCGCGAUUAACACUACUCUGAAGAACGCCACCAACUACUUUCUGGUGUCUCUGGCUGUGGCUGAUAUUCUGGUCGGUUGCCUCGCCAUCCCCUUCGCUAUCACCAUCAGCAUCGGUAUAAAUCUCGACUUUUAUGGAUGCCUCUUCUUGGCCUGUUUUGUCCUGGUACUGACACAGAGCUCCAUCUUCAGUCUCCUGGCCAUUGCCAUUGACAGAUACCUGGCUGUGAAAAUCCCUCUGAGGUGAGCACUACUUUAAUCUCUUAAAGUCAAAUUAUCUUACAACCUUUGGAAGCAGUUUAAUCAGAUUAAGAUUAAAGAUAAUGCUGAAGAAGAGUAGUCACUCUUUCUCCUCUUUAUUAAAGUCUUAGCACUCAGAGACCUUUUGACCCUGUUGGUUCUUGAAUUCCAAUCUGGAAACCAGCCAGACAUCCAUCAACAGACUGUUUAAUCAUUUAUUAAUAUACAAUGUGCUAGCUCAGCAGAAAAAUAUCCCUCUCUUUUUUAUCCUGUGUUCAAAAACGAGCUGGAAGUAAUACUCAAAGCCCUGAAAAUGUUGGCAUUUAUCCCCCUAUAGAAAGUAAUUGAAUUUUGUGCGGGGAGAUCAGCUCUGUGAUCUCAUGAAUUGGUUUCCUGUGGAGCUUAAUACCCAGUAUAAAAAUAGCCUGUUAAUAUCUUAACAUGGAAUGUAAUCAGAUUAAACCUCUAGACAGGAUUUCAAUCUGUUGGUGACGGACUAAGCAAACAUUUAAGAGGUGUUUUUAAUCCUGAUUCAGUAAACUUAAGUGUAUUAUCAUGUUCUGCUUUUACAUCCAGUGAGGUGGUGCACAUCAUAGAAAAACAAGAAGUCCUUUUUCUCAUCUGACACCUUCAGCAGCUUCUAAAGAGGUGCAAAGAUCUGUCAUGCAGCUGUUUAUUGUGGCACAGCAGGAGAAGCUCCAGAUCAAUACCUGGCCACAGUGCGUCACCUCCACUGAUGUUGAUGGCAAAGGCCACCAAGCUGCUCUGUGCGGUCUGUGAGCGUGACCGCCUCAGGAAACAGAAAUGUGCAGAGGCAGCACAGUGCUGCUUGAUAUUUCCGUGAAUUGAAGAAUUAAAGAUUUAUCACCAGAGGAGGUUGUCUAUCUCCAGGUUGUGUCAUUUUUGACAUUUUACAAUGUCAGAGUUGUCUGAUUAUUUAUUUUUAAUGCAGAACUCCCAGCAGUGACUGAAGAGAACGCUAGAUGUGGUUUGGAGGGCUUUUUAUGCUGCAGGGCUGUGAUGUGCUGUCAUUUCCAUUAGACUCAUUUGAUGGCAAGGAAGGACAGUUUGACACUAGCUCUGGAUGAGUCGUCUUGUGGCUUUUAAAAUCUCCAUUUGUGCCUCUUGUUUUUGACCUGCAGAAACAAAAAACCUUAACACUCCUGAUUAGGCCAGCUCGCAGUGAACCUGAAAAGCUUUCAAAGAAGACACACUCCAAACAAUGGGAAGAACGUUUUCAUCUUGACAUUUUAUGGUGUCCUCUGAAAGCCUGUAGCCUCCUCUCUUUCAACAUAUAUGUGAUAACAAGAGCAGUGUGUGUACAUGUUCUGCUCAGAUUACAGGUCCUCAGCGGCUGCUGCUUUGUGUGUGUUUGGUCAAUGUGCUGGCUUUCAGGGCCCCAGUUCUCCCAGAUAAAAGCGUUUUCACAGAUGGUUUUUAGUGGAUGUUAAAGGCCAGAGCCAGAUGUUUGAAACCCCGGGAGAUGACUGAGCUGCACACCCACUCAGUGCUCCCUUCAAGCCCCCCGGCUAUCCCUGUUUACCCACUAAAAAAGACCCUCUAGCUGUGUGUCCCUGUGCCCUGGUGGGGCUUUUCAAAUAACCUUUAACACAUCAAGGAAAGGGUCCACACCCACACCAGCAGCACCGCCUCACUGUGGCCAACAAAAGUCAGCAUCAUCUUACAUCAAACUGCUGAUUCAACUGAUUUCAGCCUCGUCGUUUAGAUCUUUUCUUUGUUUUAGCACACGUAAGGGUGUGGUGGGUGUGUCACAGUGCCAUUAUUUGUUUCAUUUCUGCUUCAGAUUUUCCCAAAUCAGGAAAAAAAAACCCAAGUUAGGUUAGUGUUAUGGUUGAAGAACGGUGACUGGCUCUGUUGAUGGAUGGAGUUUAAACAAUUGAUCCAUAUUUAUCACUGAAAAUUACGGAAACUCUGAAUCCAUGUGGAAAUAAGCUUCAAAAUGCAGGAAAAGAUGCAUCAUCCUCAGACUCUGUGAGGAAAACGAUUGAAAAAAGUCAGAAUCAGAAGUGGAGAUGAGAGGACAACAGCCCUGGUACUGCUUUACAAAUGUGGUUAUUUCUUUAUGCUGUAGUUUGACAGAGAGCUCAGGGUGUCACUAACAUGCAGUGCAAACAUUUUAUAAACAUUUUCAUUUGUUUGAUUAUUACAAAUCUGCAGCCAGAAAUCUGUUUGCUUAGCUCACCAUUUAAGCGUCAUGACAAAACUAGCCUCACUGCAGUAAGAAGUAUCAAGUCCCCCCUCCUGUAGGGCUCACAUAUGAACAUGUAGAAUGUACUGUUAUACUCAAAUAUAAGACUUUGUGAAAUACGGUCUUAUAAACUCAAACUAGAUACUUAAUUACGGCAUUUCUUAUCUGUAACGCAAGGGGAUCCUGCAUGACUGAGGCCUGCUACCACUCAUAACUCUGCUGUCUGAGGUUUAUAAGCUGGGGAGACACAGGGAUGGUUUCAAACAAAUGACUCAAAAGUUACGUUUUGACAACAGCUGAGAUGGAGUUUAGAAAUAUGGUACCACAAGGUGUCAAAUCUGAAGAAUCUCUGAAACGCAGAGAUUUAGAGAAAACUUGACCAUGGUCCUUUAGCGGCUUAUUACAGCGGGGCAAAGUUAUGUAACCAAGCUCCCAUGAGGGAGGAGUUUUCCCUGAAUGGUUAAGUGUUUGUAGAAGACAGCAAAAACAAAAUUAUUACGGCUAUCAUUGAACUGUCAUCUCAGAACAGCAAACAGCUCUGUUUGGCGUGUCUGUUUGGCUGCAUGCACUGAAUGUGGCACGGUGAAAACAUCGGCUUUAUGCGCGCGCACAUUUGACCACAAAGCAUGCACUUUAUAUUUUCAUCUUGUCAAUCACACCCUUUUAAUACAGUUUAUCUUCUCCCAAUCACAAGUUUCUCCUCAAUACUUCCUCAAAACAUCUCAGACUCUGAGCUUCCAGGAGAUUGACGGGCGAGUGUGUGAGAGUGUUUGACUGAAAGACAAAGAAAAAAUAAAAAUAAAAAAACUGUCAAUUUUAUGAGACUAUGUCUGAUUGACUUCCUUUUUAAAGCUAAAAAUGUUGAGUUAUGUGUUAAGCUGUUUCAGGAUUGAGGUACAAGGCCUUUAUUAGUAAUGGGUUGAUUUUCAGCUCAUAACAGAGCCAAGCCAGGUGAUCCCCUCACAACCAGACUGACAGACAGGAGAGCAAAAGAAACCUCUUGAUUUAAGCAAUCUUCAAACACUAAACUGUAGCUUCCUGUGCAGAAAUAAUCUGGACUACAAUCUGUAGUUUCACUUUUUUUGUUCAUGCUGACUAAACUGUAGUCUUAGGAAGUUCUAGUUUACAAUGUUUAGUAUGGGUGGUACGAUUUGUUCUGGUCCACAUCCGACGGUGAGGAGCAGCACGCGGUUUAUAUAAAUUCCCUCCUCCAGCAUUUAUGAAGCCAUUGUUCUCUGUAUAUGGACCUACAGUAUGAGCUUUUGUUAGGUGUCUCAGCCCCUCUGUCCUUUAAUUUAGUCUGUCUGUGAACUGUAAGAUAACAAAGACCCACAAUGAUCACAGACUGCUGCUCGUAUUUGUUUGUAUAUAUAGCCGUGAAACCAAGCUAACCACAGCCUUCAUUUACUGAGAUGGAAAAACCCAUCCAACCUCCUGAGGUUGUUUUCAUACCUUACAGAUCGAGUUAAAGAGACGUUAUAGUAAUGAGAAGUACAGAUAGAGUUGGAUUGUCAGUCUUGUCUAUUUACCCUCCUGCUCUCCUGUCAAAACUUUACCAAAUUGAUUACAUCUUCACUGAACUGUGAAACCUUUGCAAGUUCUGUCUUUGUUUUGUUUUUAAACUCCACCUGCCCUUAUGACACACAUGUUUUUCUAAUGUAAUCCCACGCAAAAUUCAUAAUGCAAAUACAGCCCUGUGCUGCUCGUGUUGUGUGUUUCCAUACACUCUGACAGGCUGUGUUGAGUGUAAACCCCCCCCAGUGUUGUCAGUGUGAACAGCCACCUGUUAGAUUGUGUUGGAGGCUGGACUGUGGACACUGCCGGACAUAUAAGCGGAUGUUGUGAGUGUAUGGAGAGUGUGUGUGGCCUGGCAGAGGUCUGCGGCCCCGGGCGGAAGCUCAGCGACAGACAGAAGAGGAGGUAUGUAUGGAGAAUAGAGCAGGGGAAGAAAGAAAAACAAAGAUAGAUGUCAGUGUGGUGUCGUCAUGCCAGAACUAAUCCAUUCAGUCGCUCGCCCAUUCCCUGCCUACAAACAGGGAGAGUGAGGGAGGUGGGGAGCAGGAGAUGGGCCCUCUGGGAAUUGGCCCCUGUGUGGUAACUGUACAAAUAGAAGGAGAAAUGACAGGGAGAGAUGGGGAAGAUGUGAAGGGUUACAGGUUUAAAGUUUUCCCAUUAAAAGUCGAGCGAUUUGAAUCAGUAGAUCCAGAGCAGACUCACAUUUGUCAGGCGAAUAUCUGUAUUUUCAGUGUAGCUACGGGGUUGUACACAGAGCAGAGCAGCAGCGACAGCAUGUCAGGCUGUAACUUUGUAAACAGCGUCCCAAAAUGACUGUAGUGUUGUUGGGGUUUUUAUUGGUAGCUGAAUUAUGAGCAGAGGUCUCCCCCCAACAACACGCAGACUCAUUGAUUAAAACCUGUAAGGCACGUCAACAUCUAAUGUACUUUAGCUGCAGUGCUCUGUUAGGGAGUCAGGUUUAUGUCAGGAGGGCUGCUGAUAGAGCUACCACAAACUUUCACCACCACAAUCAUCACACACACACACACACUGUGGAAACCCAAUUUUAUUUGGUGUACAAAUAUAAAGGUAUGAGGUGAGUUUCCACCAAUCAAGUCUGGUUUAGUUCUGUGCUCUUUGCUAUAUUUGUGCACUGUUUGUUUCACUAUACUCUGUCUGACUUUCAUUUUUACAGCAGGCUGCAGAACGCUGGGUUACAGCUUGAUUUUCAUUUGGCUCACAUAUCAGAUUAGUCAGAUUGCCAGUGUGAGCAGCACAUCCCAUCUUAUACAUUCCUCACAAGCAUCAGCUUUGUUCACGAGCAUUAAAAAUAUACUGUUGGCUGUUCUUUUUAAAGCAAAAGCCUCAUCUGUUUUCUUUCCUACUUAUUUUCACAUAUUACUUUAUUAUGAUGUUGUGUGAAGGAAAAUAUGAGCAUAGCACAGCUCUUUAUUCAAAGAAAGAAUAAACUUUUAGUUGUCAGAAGAUGUCAUAAAUCACGUUAAUUCAUUCAGAUGCAUAAGUUUGCUGAUCCAGUUAAACUGGUUAACAGAGAUACAAUUUGGUACCCACCCCCCUGAUAACUGCAGUUCAAGGUCAGAUCAGUAUGCCUGGUACACUGGCAGAAGGUGCCAAAAAGUAGGACAUUGUAGGACAUCCUGGCUUUGCAUUAGGGUCUUUAUCUCACUUUGUAGGUAUUCUGUUUCACAGGACUCCCAGUUAACUCUAAGUUACUCACCCAGCUACUGACCACCAUUGAUCUAAAGACGGUGGUUUUAAUAACUUAAAAUUAUUUUUUUUUACAAGCCAAGAUAAUAGCCCCUCAGUUUCAACUUUUUAUUGCAUUUCCAUGGCAACAACACUCUUACUAGCUUAGUCACAGGUCAAAAUCAGAAACUUUACACUUGUUCAUGGUCAAGUGUAAAUAUUAUCCUGCUUUUCUGUUAUGAAUCAUUUUAGUUUAACAUUGGCAGAAAAAUCACAAUAGUGUUUUUCUAAUGGUAUUUUAACAGGUGCAGAAAAUUACAGCAGUACCUGGACAAGGUCUUCUUUUGUCACUUUUCUGUUGGCCUUUUCUUCUCGCUCAGUUGCCAAAACUCACACUGAGUUACAAUUUGUGCUUGAUUCACAUCACUUCUUGUUAAUUUCUGUGGUGUUGGACCAUUUCUUGUCUUCUUGUCUCUGCUGUUGACUGUUCAGCCAUUAACCACCAAUGUAAAGUUUUGCACUCUCAAAAAACUGAACAUCAAGAGCAACAUAAGAAAUCCUCCAUGUUUUUACCGAUGCUAUUGGAAGCUAAAAUCUUUGUUAGAUUGUCUUCACAUAGACAGUUCACCAAAUGUGCCAUAACUCAUUACUACCGUUAAGUUUGUUACAGACUAAUAAUUGACUUUAUUUUUGUAAUCACAAGAGACCAUUGACUGCCAACCUGAGAUACACUGGGCCAAUGAUUAAGAAGUCAUGCUUCAGUAACAUGAGUUUCAUUUGACUGGCAAAUUCUCUGCACCUAAAAUCUGGACUUUGAAGGAAUGAACAGGGAGCCUGUAUCAUGAAAGUUAGAUAUAACUAAUAAGGGGUUUCACCUGUUUCCUCCUUUUCUUUAAUGAUCUGUCAUAGGACUUUUUAUGGUUUUAUCUUAACACCCAAAACCAACAGAGAGACUAGGGACAUUACACACAGACCUUCAUCAUGGUUGUACUUGUAGUUCGAUCUUGAAAAACUGCAGUUUCACCAUUGAAUAAUGUCAAUAACUGUGAUUGUUGUCAAUAAUGUCAAUAAGUGAUGUUGAACUUUACAAACAACAACAAUUUUACACAUUUUAAGACUUUUAAAAAAGUGUUGGUGAGUCUGUUAUGAUUAGGAAACAAAUCCAUCAGGAUGAGGGGCCUCGUCCGCUCUGAAAGGAUUCAAUGUAGCUGAUCAACUUUCUUACUUAACAUUAUCCGGGUCAUUACCUGGCUACAGACUGAAGACAUAAACAAUCUGUAAAUCCUGUAGAUGUAAAUGUUUUCACGUUAGCCCGCUUAACUGUGAUAAAACACUAAAAACUGACAUUUUAUUUAUGUUACAGUCAAAAUAUCAGAGCCAGACUCAUUUCACCCGUAGAUUUAAUAUGAUUAUGUUAUCCCUGGCAUUACUCUUGCUGGUCAGAAUCAAAAAGUGUUGUUUUGGGUUUUUGAAAAAUCAGAAUAAAGUAUGUAACAAAGCUGAGUGUUUAGUUGGAAACCAGGGCAAUGAAUAGACAUGAUGCUAAUGUGUCUUCUUAAAAAAGGAAAAGCGACCUCUCUCAGAGGUUACUUACGGCCUCUUGAUAAUCCGUCUGUCCCUGCAGAAGCUCUUUUGUGCAUUUGUCAGAGGACAGCAGCGGCCAGAGGAGCUAUGCUUUCAGGAUGUCCACCCAGCCAUCCCUUUAUCUUGAAUGCACCAUCUCAGAGCCUAAAGGGACUGUCUAUAAAUGUGGCACAAAUGUCUGCUUGGACACUGGGACAAACUGUGGAGAUGUUUGUGGUCAAAGCUUGAGCCCACCGUGACGUCAAGUCUGUCGGACUUUUGUGAAUGCAGUAUCCUGGCAAUGCUGGAGAGGGUUGUAUUACGUCUAUUUAACCAUCCAAGACCUGAAUCAACAGCAGUCCAUGAGUGGAUAACCUUCCUCGAGUCUGUUUUUUUUUCUGCCUUUGACACGAAGGGUCUACUGACAAUCACAUGCUCUGCAGAGAAGCAGUGCCUUCCUUCUGUCAGCAUUACGUCUGAUUGUAGUGUGUGUUAACAUUUUGUCACAGCGUCUGCAGCAUUAAAAUUCAAACCAGCACACAGAAGACUAGACAGAUGAGAUGAUUACUGUCAGCAGGAAGAGGCUGCAUGUUGUGGUGGUGUGGUGUUGUGGUGACUGUGUUCAGGAGGCAAACUAAGACUGAGCGACAAGAGGAAGAAACUUCACUAAUACCUGUCAUGCAUGAAUAGUAUAGUGUAGUUACCAUGACUGUAGGAAAGUCUGACGAUGGUUCAUAGAGGUUACUUUCUAAAUAUCCAUCCUUUCUGGCUGCACAGGCAGAAUUCCUUCACAAUUAUAGAGUUAUAACUUACAGAACUUAAGUUUUACAGCAGUUUUAGUUUAACUUCAUAAUACACAUUCACUGAGAUUACUCAUCGUCAACAUUAGAGCUGACAUCCUUAACAGCAACUGUUGACACAACUAGUGAUCUCUGAACACAUAUCUGCAUGUGAAUACAGGAUCUGAAGGAAGGAAGCAGGUUACUAGGUUUCAGACUUAUUCUGGUUUCUGAGUCUGAGUACAGUAUUAGCUCCACAACUCCACCAGUGUUUAAACAGACUUUGACUGCAUGCAGGAAGCUCUGUCUACAUCAUGCAGGGAUACGUUUCUGAAAACUGCACCUAGUCCAUCAUCAGCUGGUGAAACCUUUUAUCCUCUAUCCCAGAAGAGGCAGGUCAUUAAAUGGUAAAGGUCCAUGGAUUCAGUUUUUGAGUUGUCUGUGCUAAACUUUCUUCAGUUGUUGAAUGUCUGUUGUCAAAUUGACACUACAGGCAUCACUGGUGGUGCCUGUGUAUGUGCAGUUACUGCUGCUUUGCAUUCAUCUUUGUUGUGACAGCUCCUCAGGUGACACAGAGGUUUGUUGUGUUAAAACUUGGGGCCUUUUUGCCCCCUGUCUGAACAGUAGUAGCACAUAUUUUGCAGGUUGCAACAGUGUCUUUAUCCUUUUAAUCCAUAUAGAUGUCUCCAUUUUUACUGUGUUUAAUGGUUCAUAUAUUGCCACCAGUUUGGUUGGAAUAAGAGGGCUUGGUAAUAAAUGAAGGAAAGCAUCUUUAAACUGUUGUUUGUAGUGGAUGAAACUGUAUUGGAAUAAUACAAAUUGAAAUAUUUCCUCUGUUGGGCGAAUAACCUAUCGGCUUUUUGCAUCUCUAGUUUAAACUAAAUAUUAAAUCUAUGAUUUGCAUGUAAUUUAUCUACAAUUACUCGGUUAAUGGCUUACAAAUGAUAGAUCAGAUUUUAAUUGAUGGUAAAUCAGCGUAUGAAAAUGUGAGAAGAUGACUGAUCAUCAAUCCAAGGUUGAAAUGUGAUGUCACAUUGAUGUUCAGAUGUGGUGUGAUCAUCCAGCAUGUAGCUGGAUUAUUUAUGGCACCUCCAGCUGAGACUGCCUCAUGUGUGUGCAUGCCAGUGAGUCACUACCAUGCGGUCUCCCUCCUGAUUCACUUUGAGGAAGCAGUUUAUACUGCUUUAAGCACGGUUCAUGUGAUGGGGACAGUCAGGACGACUCCUGCGAGUCAGCUCUGCAUCUUGAUACGCAGUUUCUGUGGACCUGACCCUGAGAAACAUUUUAAACUCAUUAUUAUGAUAUUCAACAUCAUCUGCAAUCUGCAACCGCAUAAAACUGAUGUAUGAAAAAUUGACAAUUAAACAAAAAGCCCUCUGUGGUUUUCUUCCACUAUCAGGUCUCUCUGCUCGGUCACUUUUCACCUACUUCACACUAGAACAGGGCGUGUGCGUAAUUCUAUUUGUAGCAUGAAAUCAAGUGUGAAAAGAUGCGAGAUCUUGUCAGAUAGCAGCAAGCUUUCAGCUUUCAGUUUGCAGCUGAUCAUGCGCUCAGGGGGGAACAUAAAAACUAUCCAGUUACACCAUUUUUCCACAGAAAGUUCAUGGAAAGAAAUAUGGGAUGGAACUAUUUAGCUGUCUUUUUUUUGUCUCCUUUUCAUAUUUCUGGUGGACGGUGUUGUAGUUUCCAUCAGCCUGAACCACCUACUCAUCCUGUCAGCACGUGUUGGAGAGAGCGCUGAGAUGGCACUAGUGCAGAAUAGACUUUUACAGUCUGUCGGUCAGGAUCGAGAGUGAUAAGAUGAACAGGCCUCGAAGUAACAGUACAUGUAAAAGUCUCUGUGUCUGCAUGUCCAUGUGCUGAUGUGAAGUUCUGCUAUGAAGACAUCAAAGCCGUUAUUAAGAAUAACUAUUUAUCUCUGAAGGGAAAUUCAAUAGGUAGGUGCUAACUGAUGGUGUUAACUUAGUCAUCUACUGUGAAACUGAACUUGGCAGAUCAUCCAUUAGUGAGGCUGCUAAACUUUGAAGCCAAUUCCUGCUUUAAGUGCUUUAUUGAUUUUUUUGUGCUUUGUUAUGUAAUUUAACAAGUAUGGAAACUUUGUAGAUGGUAAGUCAGUCUGUCGGAAAAAUCACAGCAACAAGGAAAUGAAGCUGUUGCCAUUAUAUCCCCUCAGGAUUAACUGUAAUAACUCUGGCAAUCCUUUCAUUUUUCAUCCAGCUCAGUAGUCAACUUUAAGAUUAUGUUUCUUCAAUAGUGACUGUGAACAUGCUAGUCUACUGCCAUUAGCAUUUGGAUUAGAUUCAGACUACUAUAUUUACUGCAGUCGCUUAUUCAGUUAGGUUUUUGUCAUAGUCCUGAAGUUUGUCAGACUCCAUUGAAAAGAAUGAGCAGGCUGCAGAGUUUAAUGCAGUGUUACAAACAGACUGUAUGAUGUCUUAGUAUUGGGUGUGAUUUUAAAGACGUAUAUCCUGCAACAAUUGAAUGCACCAAAUCAAAGCACGACACUGCGUCAUUUAUAUCCUGUGCCAGAUUCUGGGCCUCAUUAUGCUGAUGUGCAUCCUGGUACAAAGACUGAGAAACAUACAGAAUAUGAUGUGACACAAGGCCACACCAACACGCUGCAUGAACUAAAGUUGACACUGGUUCACUUCAUACGACCAAACACAAGAUCAUCUUUCAGCUCUUUUUCUGUGCAUCGUGUUUUAUGACUCAGAGCUUGCAGCAGCCCCCGACUGGAGGAAACAUGAGGUUUAGGUGGUCUGACUCAUUCUUCUGAAUACAACACCUCAGGAAAAUGUAUCACAAAUAUCUACAUAAACUAAAGCAGUGGUUCUCAAGUCCAGUCCUCAAGCCCCUCCCCCGUCCAGCAUGUUUCGGAUGUUUCCCUGCUCCAACACACCUGAUUCAAAUGAUCAGCUCGUUAUGAAGCCAUUACAGAGCUUGAUAACGAGCUGAUCAUUUGAAUCAGGUGUGUUGAAGCAGGGAAGCAUCCAAAACAUGCAGGACAAUGGGCCUCGAGGACUGGACUUGAGAACCACUGAACUAAAGGAUGAAAUGAGUAAAUUUGGUGAUCAAGGUGAAAAUUCAUAACCACUGUAAUCUCUAAAGUCAUUUUCGCUUUACCAUAAACAUUUAAUCCCUAGUCGUAAUACGGUUUUCAGUUGAAUGAAAUGAUAAAGAGAUUACAUUUAUUCCCCGUAAAUCGAAGGUCAUCUUCACUUCGAAUGAAAUGCAAAUAUCUGCACAAAACGAAACAGAAAAAUGUUGAAUCUGUACUCGAGAUUUUAAACCUGGGAAGGUUGAGCUUUGCAGUUGUCGUACGUUUACAGCUUGAGCAGAAUUGAUCAGGUUUUGGUGUGUGCAGAAAAAAACAGUCUGCAUGGAGAGCAAAAGCACACUGCUGAAAUGACACCCUGGCAGUAAUCUAACAAGGAUGUUUAUAUCUCUGAGCAGAUAUCUUCAUACGAGUUCAGAUCAUCAAAUAUUUCAACUUGAGACUCAAAUCUGCUGCAACUGUGUAGAAAAUCCCCAACAGAAGUUAGUUUCCCCACCUAUCCUGUAUGCAUCAGAUUUUAUUCAUCAGUUCUUUACUUUUUAUCUUGAGGCCGACCUGACAGAGCAGCACUUUAUCAUGAUGUUGUUAAUUAGGCAAACUCAUGUUCUUCUCUGUGUUCAUACUGCUUAAGUAAGAAGUGCUGUUGAACUCCGACCCAUCAGUGCUUGAAACCGAUGAACGAGUCCUACUGCAGGAAGGUAAUAGACUUAAAUUCCAGCAUUUACAUAGCAGAUGUAAUUGCAGCAUGGGAAAGAAAAUAUCUGCUUUUCAUUCCUGCCAGUUCACACUAAAAGUUGGCAUCCGUUCCCACAGGCAUGUACUGCCUCUUACAGUCAAACGUUGAUAGAUGAUGAGUGCCAACGGGUUGCAAGAUUGAGGACUUAAUAGUUAGAUUAUUGAUUUUUUAGGUUAUGUGUAUUUUUUUUCUGUGGUCAUUUGUUUUUUUUUUUCUUCCGCAAAACCUGACAUGUCGUGUCAUUAACUCUGGGAGAAUUUUUAUGAUGGGUUCACUAAAGAAUCCCCAACCAUCAAAGACACGCCACUCCCAAUCAUCUUUUUAUUACCCUCCUUAUACCGGUCUGCUCAUGACAGGAGCUCACAGACAGCAAAGUGCAGAUUUUUGGAGUUUCCCUGAUGUUUUCCAUAUUUUCGUAUAGAUUUUCAGUACAAAUGGCUGUCAAUUAAUAAUCAGUCUCAUUGCUGAUUUUGCAGGUCAUAAAAAGUAUCAAAAUAAAAUUGAGACUGUUUGGUAAUCAGAUAAAAUCUCCUAACAGGAGCUUUAAAAGAUUAAAUAAAAACAGGAAUGCUGCAUUCUUGAGGUACAUAAAUGAAUGCAUUUUUUAAAAUCAUCGUCAAAAAGGAAAAUAUUUUUGAGUGCGAUGUUUGGUUAAAACCUACUUUCGGGGAAAGUGACCUCUGCUUUGUUUUCUCCAGGUACAAGGAGUUGAUGACAGGAAAGACCGCCAGAGAGAUCAUCGCUAUUUUAUGGAUCCUGUCCUUUGUCAUCGGCCUCAUCCCCUUCUUUGGAUGGAACAACAAACACAAGUGCUUCAGAAACAGCACCAGCACCAGCACCAGCUCUGGAGCAGAGAACACUACAGACUCUAGUUUGAUAGAGGGACAGAGGGGAGGUGGGAACUUCUUACAGAGCUGCAGGCUCAAGUGCUUCUUUGAGACUGUGGUGGACAUGCACUACAUGGUCUACUUUAACUUCUUUGUGUGCGUGCUGCCGCCGCUGCUCAUCAUGCUGGGCAUUUACCUGAAGAUCUUCACCGUGGCCAGGAAGCAGCUGAGACAGAUUGAGCUGAAGUGUGUGGGAAACGGUGACAGCCAUCACCACGGGCUGCUGCAGAAGGAGAUCCGUGCUGCCAAAUCACUCUCCAUCAUCGUAGGACUGUUUGCCAUUUGCUGGCUGCCCGUCCACAUCCUCAACUGCCAGAAACUGUUUUUUGUGACCGAUACACCGGUUAUUGUCAUGAACGUGGCCAUCAUUCUGUCCCACGCCAACUCUGCCGUCAACCCCAUCAUCUACGCUUACCGCAUCCAGGACUUCAGGAACACCUUCCGCAAAAUCCUGACCCGACACCUCCUGUGCCGCAGGGAGGAGCUGUACCUGAGCUCCAACGGCAGCAGACGCAACAGAGACCAGAUCCAUAUGACCAUCGACCCUCUGCUAUAG